CGAAUCCCUCUCGACGCACCAGUUCGUCGGCGUCUUUCCCGCCGACGUCGUCGCCCGUUCUCUACGAAAUUUCCAAAAAAACGCUCAACCUAAGGCAAGUUACGGUUGGUCCGUGGUGCAACCGCAACUCACUUGCGGUUGGUCCAUGGUGCAACCGCAAGUGAGCUGCGGUUGGCGGUUGGUCCAUGGUGCAACCGCAAAUGAGCUACGGUUCCCUUUUUUGUUUUUUUUUUCAAUUUUUUUAGUGAACUUUACCGAUUCAGAGUCGCUAGUCAUGAUAGAGACAUCAUAUCGACGAUUCCAACUCCGGAAUGACGAUGAUGAAUUCUCUCUUUUGAAUAAUGUUUUAUUUUCUUUACUAAGAGGUGUUUGUUUGCUAAAGGAAGAGUAAAGUAGCUAAAAGGUUAAAUUUGUAACUUUUAUGUUUUUUAGGGCGACAUUUAGCAAUUUUAAGGGCGACCUUUAGCAACUCCCUAUUUCUGGGUCUGAUUUUGUGCCUAGUUAUGAAGAUUUCUAUGGGGGUGCUAAACGCGUGUUUAAGUGACUAUUUUGGGCAUUCAAACCAUGCAUUGAUGGUUUCACCCAUUGUCUGCCAAUAAUCCAAGUUGAUGGCACCUUUCUGACCGGCAAAUACAAGGGCACUCUACUCAUUGUCACUAGUGUUGAUGGCAGUAUGCAACUUUUCCCGCUUGCUUUUGCUAUAGCCGAAUCGGAGAACAACUUAAGUUGGGCAUGGUUUUUUUCCCAACUAUACACUCGUGUCACUCAACGGAAGGACAUUGCCAUACUUUCUAAUCGACACCAUGGAAUUGCACAUGCUUUCUACGACCUGCCCGAGGAGCUAGGGUGGAAGUGACGCUGGUGCAUACGACAUUUCAAAAGUAAUUACGGGAAGCACUUUGGUAGAACUUAUGGACAACGUGCAGUUUGGCACGCUGGUAAGAACAAAUAAGAUGUUGUGAUUAUAUCAAUUGGUUGAAUGCGUAUACUCCUUUACUAACCUUAUUUUGCUUUAUUGUAGCUAUUGCUUUUCAGACUCGAAAGUUUGUAGACAAAAUGAAGAGCAUAAGGGAGGUCCACUCUGAAGGUGAAGAUUGGCUAGAAACUCAUCCUUUUGAGAGGUGGACGUUACAUCAAGACGAAGGGUAUAGGUAUGGAAUAACAACAACGAACAUGGGUGAGUGCCUCAAUGGUUUGUAUGUUGGUCUUCGUGCAAUGCCUAUCUCAUCUAUAGUCUUGCAUACCUUCUUUCGUACGGUGACAUGGUUCAUUGAACGCUACCAAGCAGCAUAUCAGAUGCUGAAUGCUGGAAUCUACAUCCCAAAGAAGAUUACGGAUGAUAUGAAACCAUGGUCGGAAAGGGCAAAAUGGCAUAAGGUGACUUUAUUUAGUCGAAGAGAUUCCCGCUUCGCAGUAGUAACAGGAAGUGGCCCAGAUAGUUCAAAGGGUGGUAAUGCUCAAACAGGUAUACUGGAUGCAAAGAAUGGAAUAAGAGAGUGUACUUGUGGGAAGUUACAAGGGAGACACCUGCCUUGCUCUCAUGCAUAUGCAGCUGCGAGAAGCGUUAAUUUGAACCCUUUGAUAUUAGUUAGUCCAUACUACAAGACUCCAUACGUGGUCAGAGUUUAGGAAGGGUCGUUCUUUCCCUUAGCUCAUGAAGCAUAUUGUCCCCAGUAUGAUGGACCUGUAGUGUACCCUCCCUAGCACAUGAAGCGUACCAAAGGUCGACCUAGAGUUAACCGAAUUGCAAAUGAAAUGGAUAGAUCAAGGACACAGCGACGCCGCCCGAAGAAGUGCUCUGCAUGUCGAGUUGAAGGGCAUGAUAGGCGCUAGUGUCCAGGGCCAUCGACUGAUAAUUGAAAGUUUAUGUUGUAAUUUGAAUUUUAUGUUGUGAUUUAAGAACUUUAUGUUGUAAUUUGAAAUUUAUGUUGUGAUUUAAGAAAUUUAUGUUGUAAUUUGAAUUUUAUGUUGUGAUUUAAGAACUUUAUGUUGUAAUUUGAAUUGUAUGUUGUGAAAUAGAAAAACUUAACAACUCUAGAGAAAUAGAACACCUUAACAACUCUAAAGAAAUAGAACAACUUAACAACUCUAAAGAAAUAGAACAACUUAACAAACGUCAUUAGAAAUAGAACAACUUAACAACUCUAAGGAAACAGAGCAACUUAACAACUCUAAAGAACACCUCACUCUUGUGCACAACGUCCGCGUCCCUCUCUUCGACGUCUAUUCCUUGAACGAACUCCAUAUCCAAUUCCAGUAUUUCGUGGCAAUGGAGGUGGGGUUGCAGUGGCUGGAGGAGCCCCUCUAUAUAGGGAUGGAGCCUCCAAAGUCAACCCGGGUGUUUUUUCAGUUCGUAUGGAUUGUCGGUAUAGUUUGUCAUUUUUGUCCACCAUGUUCGUACUGUUUGUAUGUCUAAAAAACACCCGGGUUGACUUUGGGAAGGAGCCCCCUCUAUAUAGGGAUGGAGCCUCCAAAGUCAACCCGGGUGUUUUUUCUUUUUGUAUGGUUUGUAUUGUUUGUCGGUCUAGUUUGUAUUGUUUGUACAGUUCAUACGUUUGUAAUGUUUGUAAAUUUGUUUGUAUGUUUUGUCGCUCUAGUUUGUACUGUUCGUAUGUUUGUAUGGUUUGUACUGAUCCUAAGUCCGGUUUGUAUACUUCGUAAUUUUACAUAAUACCCAAACUACCCCUGUCAUUAAUUAAAUAGCCCUUCCCACUUUUUAACCAUCAGAUUGAUCUGUCCAGAUCUAAGGGCUGGGAGGGACUUAGUCAAGUGACUAAGCACCCCCUUAGUCACCAGAUCCGCUCUCCUCAAGUGGCUCUGGCCUACCCGUCUCUUCUAUUGCUCAAGCAAACGGCCCAAUACUGGCCCAUUUUUGUUAUCUGAUAACUAUGCUCCUUGGCAACAAUGGCAAGGCCGAUUAUUAGGCCUUAAUAAACAAGGCCUUCGGCCCACAAUGGUUAAUCAAUCAAUGGAUUAGCUAAGUCCAUUUAAUUUACCCUUUAAAAUGAGGAAUUUUACGAUGUGUGUAUUGGUGCUAUAGCUUUUUGUAUUUACGGUACAAUUAGUGGCGGAUCCAGGGGGUGGCCACCCGCCCUCCCCUGGAUCCGGAAUUAAUAUAGCCCAUAUUAGUUUAUCGAUUUUAGCCAUUGACCUAGUGUUAUUUUAUAAUAAAAUUGUGGAUAAUUAGGAAAAUGGAUAAGAUGAACAUAUUCAAAUUAGAAGUCUAAAUUUAGCCUGAAAAUUCUAAUUACAAUGAUUCUCUUGUAAAUAAAAAGAAACAAUGAAACCUAAAAUUCUAAAACGCAAAAGACUAAAAGAAAUAUUAGGUUUAUUCCCUUAAAAAAUUACUAAAGCAGCUUAUGAAAAUAUGAAUUGAUACACAAUAUAUGGCUAAAUUACAUAUUUGGUCACUCAAAUUACAUAAAUCUUUCACGUUUGCCACACGAAUUACUUUUCUUUCUUAUUGACCACUAACUUUACGAAUCGUUUCAUCGUUGGUCACUGGCCGUCAGUCUCCGUUAACGCCGUCAGAUUUUUGAUGACGUGGCAAACAGAAUUGCUGACUAAUCUGUUAACUUAAUGACAUGUCAAUUAAAAAUAAAAAACAUUACACCUC
Molecule: messenger RNA, 3616 nt
Organism: Linum trigynum
Lineage: Eukaryota; Viridiplantae; Streptophyta; Magnoliopsida; Malpighiales; Linaceae
Source: the annotation of a GenBank genome assembly